AGAGAAGCAAUCGUCGUCAUUUCCGGCGUUUCUGUGGCGGGAGUGUACAGUGUCAGUCCACGGUAACGAUGGCCCGCGUUUUGAACGCCAUUGUGGCCGUGUGCCCUGACCGGGGAAUCGGCAACAAGGGAAACCUGCCAUGGCACCCCAUUAGGCUCAGUAAGGAAUUCGCGCAUUUCCGAAAGAUGACAGCAACUCCGUCAGUGAAAGGCAAGCAGAAUGUGGUGAUCAUGGGCAAGAAGACGUGGUACUCCAUCCCAGAGAAGAACAGACCUCUGAGCAACAGAGUCAACAUUGUCCUCAGCAGGAAGUGCAAAGUGCCCCCUGCAGGAGCACACUACUUGGCGUCAGACUUCAGCUCAGCCCUCAGGCUAAUCGAAACAGAACUGGCUGAUCAGGCCGAUCAGGUCUGGGUUAUAGGGGGCAGUUCUCUCUACAAGGAGAUGAUGGGGAGCACGGGAAUGAGAAGACUGUUUGUCACUCAAAUUCUGAAGCAGUUUCAGUGCGACACAUUCUUACCUGAGAUCAGUCUGGACAAAUAUCAUCUGCUGCCAGAGUUUCCAGAUGUACCACAAGAGCUGCAGGAGGAGAAUGGGAUUCAGUACCGAUUUGAAGUCUAUGAGAGCAUCCAGGAAUGAUGAGGCAACGCAGAAAUCAAAAAAGUUGAUGUGAUUUGUAAAUGAUCACCAUUAUGUAAAUGCUGGACUUAUUGUUUGGAACAGACGGCGGAAAACAAAAACAAACCUGUGUUAAGUAGUACUGGAAUUGACCCACCACACUUCACAGGUGUGAUGGAAGUGAUGCUGGGACUAGAUCUAGUUUGAUUUGAGUUUGUUCAGUUUUGUUUUCUUCAAGUAACGAAUGAUCUUAGAAAAGGAAGAGGUAUGUAAAGGUGUAGUCUCUGAUCUCUUUUCUCAUAUAAAUGUGUCACAGCAAAGUAAACAAAAUAAAGUGCAACCGUGGCUUCUGGAAAGUCACUUGUUUAA
Messenger RNA from Pundamilia nyererei, 986 nucleotides. RefSeq names its product dihydrofolate reductase (gene dhfr). NCBI's taxonomy places the organism in Eukaryota, Metazoa, Chordata, Actinopteri, Cichliformes, Cichlidae. Gene Ontology annotation, molecular function: NADP binding; dihydrofolate reductase activity. Gene Ontology annotation, cellular component: mitochondrion. Gene Ontology annotation, biological process: dihydrofolate metabolic process; tetrahydrofolate biosynthetic process; folic acid metabolic process. The transcript has 6 exons. The record is from RefSeq and is a predicted model, not a curated record. Bases 69 to 638 code for a protein of 189 amino acids.